This is a messenger RNA of Nothoprocta perdicaria, 4949 nucleotides long. RefSeq names its product progestin and adipoQ receptor family member 8 (gene PAQR8). Lineage: Eukaryota; Metazoa; Chordata; Aves; Tinamiformes; Tinamidae. The record is from RefSeq and is a predicted model, not a curated record. The transcript is spliced from 2 exons. Bases 102 to 1163 code for a protein of 353 amino acids. Gene Ontology annotation, biological process: response to steroid hormone. Gene Ontology annotation, molecular function: steroid binding; nuclear steroid receptor activity. Gene Ontology annotation, cellular component: plasma membrane.
CGCGCCGGCACCGGCACCGACACCGGCACCGACACCGGCACGGCGGGGGUACAAAGACCACAUUCCCCAGUGCCGAGCUCCCAGCCGCGACGCGUAGCGCGAUGACAGCCAUCCUGGAGCGGAUCAGCACGCUGUCCCUCAGCGGGCAGCAGCUCAGCCGCUUCCCCAAGCUGCUGGAAGAUGGAUUCCCGAAGAUGCCUUGCACUGUGAAGGAGUGUGAGGUGCCGCAGCUCUUCCGGGAGCCAUACAUCCACAGUGGGUACCGUCCCACCGGCCAGGAGUGGAGGUACUACUUCCUUAGCCUCUUCCAAAAGCACAAUGAGGUAGUCAACGUGUGGACUCAUCUCCUGGCAGCCCUGGCCGUCCUGCUGAGGUUCAAGACGUUUGUGGAGGCUGAGCAGUUACCAGUGGAUGCCUGGUCCUUGCCUUUGCUCAUCUUUGUCCUGUCCUCCGUCACCUACCUGACCUGCAGCCUCCUGGCCCACCUGCUGCAGUCCAAAUCAGAGCUGUACCACUACACCUUCUACUUCAUGGACUACGUCGGAGUCAGCAUCUACCAGUACGGUAGUGCCCUUGCCCACUUCUACUACAGCUCGGAUCAGGCCUGGUAUGACAAGUUCUGGCUCUUCUUCCUCCCGGCAGCUGCUUUCUGUGGCUGGCUCUCAUGUGCUGGCUGCUGCUACGCCAAGUAUCGGUACCGGCGGCCCUACCCCAUCAUGAGGAAGAUGUGCCAGGUGAUCCCAGCUGGGCUGGCCUUCAUCUUGGAUAUCAGUCCUGUGGCUCACCGGGUGGUAGUGUGUCACCUGGGAGGCUGUGAGGAAGAUGCUGCUUGGUACCACACAUAUCAGAUACUGUUCUUCCUUAUCAGUGCUUAUUUCUUCUCCUGCCCAGUUCCUGAGAAGUACUUCCCGGGAUCCUGUGAUAUUGUUGGCCAUGCCCACCAAAUCUUCCACACAUUCCUGGCCAUUUGCACCCUCUCACAACUGGAGGCCAUAUUAUUGGAUUACAAGAACAGGCAGGAGAUCUUCCUAAAGAGACAUGUCCCUUUCUCCAUCUAUCUCACCUGCGGCUCCUUUUUUGGGCUGGUGGCUUGUAGUGCCAUCACAGCUUAUGUCCUGCAACGCAGGAUCAAGGCCAGCCUGGGUCUUAAAAAAGACUCCUGAGAGAGUCAUGAAGAUGAUGAGCGUGAUAUCACCUGUCUGGUGAAAACCAGGAAAAGGGGGAUAAUAUAUUAGGGACAUAACUGGCUUAUUUGCCUAACACGCUCUGACUAACCUGGACCCUGUGGACUGGGGUGGAGGGCUGGAUACUUCAUUCUGGAUGCAUUUUGCAGCAGGGGCUGCCUUUUGCCCUUCAGGGGGACAUGGGGUUUUUUAAGCCAGAACAAGUCACUUAACCGAGGAUGCUGAAACAGCAGAGGUUUCUUGUUCCUGCUAGAAAACCUGCAGGGAAUAUCAUGAUGAAUAUCAGGAAAGGCAGCCUGAAGGCUGUGAGAUGGGAAAAGGACCUUAAGGAUCAUGGCUGAAUGUGACUGCCUGUGUGGGUUUUGCCAUCUCUGCUGUGCUGGGAGGGAUCUGUUACCAUUGAAGGCAGAGGCUUCAGGGUAACUUCAGGACUUCAGGGGGAGUCUACAUUUCAAGGGUUCAGUUGCAUGUGUGUUGCAGUGGCUGGAUUAGUCCUUUCUGCUCCAGUGGGUUAAGACAGGUUAUCUCUACUUUUGUCCUUCUCAGUUUCUCAGUGCCAGGUUGCUGAGAUGGUCCUGGUAUAUCUGCAGACCAAGCAGUCUCUAUGAUGAGUCCUCUAGGAUGAGCUGGGUCUAAACCUGAGUUCUGUGUCUGCUGGUGACUGGUGUGGAUCUAGCCAUUGCUGGCAGAGGUGGAGAUGUGAGGUCAACUCUGUCUUCUCUUUCUACAUGAUUUCACCAUUGAUAGUAGAGCUACUUAAAAAAAAUAAUAAUAAAAACAGCAAGUCAGACAUUCCCCAAGAGAGAUAACAGGAUAGGCCCUUUCUCAGUAGGGGUUCCAUUCAGCAUGAGGGUCCUUAUGUAACCUUAGGAUGUGUUUGUCCUUGAGACCUGUGUUUCCCAUGUGGAAUAGCUAUGAUUGAUAGCUGGACGGGGACACUUCAUGGCCAUGGGACACUCCUGUCCAAGGUGUAGUUGAUGUGAGCGUUGAUUUGCUGUGUCCCCAAGUAGACAAAUCCCCUUUGCCCUUAUGGGAGUAUCAGAUCGAGGAGCCCCGUUGUUGCACUGACACUCUUAGCAAAUCAGUCCUGAAUGCUCAGAACUGAAGUGGACACAUGGUCCCAAGCAGCCUAAAUACCUGCUGCUCAGCCUGCUGCUGGCUUUCUAUGACAGACCUUAGCACGGGUCCUCCCAGCUGUACCCUAUGCAGGAACUGCAGCCUUACGUGCCAGUUUCCAGGAGCAAAUCUUUCCUGAAAGCCAAGAAAUUAUGGGAUCUACUCCAGCCACAGAUUUGUCCCGCUGGAUCCAAAGGCAGGCAAACGAAUUGUGUUUGCUGGUACUGGGCAGGCAGAGUUUAGGGGCAGGGAUAUGGUUGGUUAUGACAAGCACUGACUUCUGCUCUUGAUCUGUUUUUUAACUACUGGAGUGUGUGUGUGUUUGUGCAUGUGAGUGAUUUAAUAUUCAGAAAGGCUUUGAUUUGGGCUUUUAUAUCUGCAGAGCCUCCUGGCUGUAACAAGAUCAGUCUGAGGGAAACAGUGCCUUGAUGAUGAAGGAGCAAGGAGAAGCAGAAAACAGGAUAUCUGAAAACUAAUCUAUUUAUUAGGUGGUUUGCUGUGUCACGUCGUGUCGUGUGGACAUCUGAAACUUGUGGCCUUAUUGACAAGCUAAGCACAAAAGCAGGAGGUUAUUUUUGAUUACUGGAGAUGAAGUCAUAGGAAAGAAGUCACGUAGUCCAACCCUUCUCCUCACUGUGCCUCUUCCUUCACAUUUAGCCCAGCUAGGAGCACAUAAAACUUGUUAAUGGCUCGGUUGCCUACCGUAUAUUUUGACGGUACAGCUACACUGACCUACCUACAGGGAAAAGGAACAGUCCCACUAACACCUUGUCCUUCCCUCGCGCAGAAGCUCUUCUGACCUCAGAGUGUGCCCGUGCAGACAGACAAACCUGAUUGAAAAGAAGAAAAACAAAAGCCACUAAUUUUUUACUGUUUUUAACUUUCAUCCAGCUCACUUGGACAGCACUGCUGCCUGCAGGGAAGGGCUGGGUACGCAGGAGCUGCAAACAGCAGCUCUUCCUUGCAACAGCGGUUGGUUGCUUGACUGGCCCAGCUGCACUGACAGACUCUCCUCUCCACAGUCCCCAUGACUUUCCUUGUGCGUCUCCUCCCAUUUUGGGGAACAGCUUCCAGUGGGAAAUAAUGUUUCUUAUCAAACCUCCCUUACCUUUUUUAUUUUAUUUUAUUUUUAUUUUUUUAGGAGUUUAAAGCAGAGUAAGCCACCAGUGUGGGUUUGGCUGGUUAAUAUAAACGUGUUUCUGUGCAGGAAGGGGAAUAAGCCAGGUUGGUCUAUCACCCCUUUCUGUGCUAAAUCUGAGAAGGAGUAGGCACUGCUGCUAAAAAUAAACCCUGCUGCUCAGCUAGGGUGAUAUUGGUCCUGCAGACAGGGAUAACUAGGCCUUUCCUUCUCUAAAGGUUUGAAAAUAGUUGACAUGUGCUGCCCUAGGCAAAGGAGGAUAAACACAACCUUGCCAUCCAGUUCCUCUCACCAGGGAGAGGAGGUGCCUUAUGGCUCUUCUGAGGCGAGAGGCUGCUCUGGCGGUUCUGGUCGGUCACCCUGCACCAUCUCCAAAAUGGUCCCAGAGAAGUGAAACUUUUCUCCUUUUGGAACAAUUGUGCGCAUGGUGGUGGUGGUGGUUUUGCCUGUUUCCAUGUUACGCCUCAAGUGAUGCCACCAGUGUCCCCAGUGUGGCCCUGCACUCAGACCUGGAGCUGACCUCCCGGUUACUAUGAUAGGCUGAUUCUGCAGGGAAUGGCAACGUGGAUCACUGCUGCUGCGGGGAUGCACUCUUGUGUUGCACUGGAGCUUCCUCCAUCCGUGUCUCCUUCCUCCUCUUUCUGCAACCACCUUUAUUUCUUCUCCUCACCCCAAGAAUUCAUCCUUGUGCCUUUUGCUGCCCUACCUGUACGGACUCUGUGUGCUCUGCAGGCUGCUGGGCUGGGACGGGGAGAUGGCUGCCGAUGCCCUCCUGCAAGCCCUGCCCCUGAUCUAGGGGAGAAGAUCAUGACCGAGUCCUGCAAGAGCAGAAACACCACUGCGAGGGACACUCCAAAAGCAUCUCCAGACCUCCCGCUUUGGAGCACAUCUCCCAUCCUGGUGUUCCUCCAAGGAGGCACGGCCAGGAGGGAUGCGAGCAGCUGCAGGGCUUUGGUGGAGGUGGCCACCAAAGACCACCACUUCUGAGGGUGGGCCAUGAAGGGACCGACGUCCUAACCCUCUCCCACAGGAAUCUCCAGUCCUGAGGCAGCAUUUCCUGUAGCCCCAGGUCCAUAUGGGUCAACUGAGAACUUAUCCCCAUGUGCCUUAUGCUGUUCCCUUUUGGGAUUCACCCUGUGGGAACCAGAGGAUUAAAAACAGCUUCUCAGCUACCUGCUGCUCGUGGUUGCUUUUAACUGGUACCCACUGGCAGAAUCUGCCUGUUAUAAGGAGGAGAGGAUGGAAAGAGGUGCCUUAAACUUAUAUUUAUGCUGUUUCAUUUGUGCAGCAGGGCAAGGACAGGCUCUGCACGUGCCUUGCUAUUUAUGUCCUUUACUGACAAGAUUGUUUUUAAGCACUGUUUGUUACUAAAUAAGUACAAAAGCGUUUGUAUUUUUUUCCCUGGGAAAACAGGGAAGGGUACGAAUGUUAUGUAUUAACCAUUCCGUUCCUAACCCCCUCCCUUUGCUGAUUUUGUAUUGUUGAAAAUAUUGACCAUAUUUUAAGCUUUG